Molecule: messenger RNA, 870 nt
Organism: Exophiala spinifera
Lineage: Eukaryota; Fungi; Ascomycota; Eurotiomycetes; Chaetothyriales; Herpotrichiellaceae
Exons: 2
Coding region: 1-870 (289 amino acids)
Source: RefSeq, a predicted model, not a curated record
AUGGAAAAAGUCUGGUUCAAGCUCCGUCAGCCGGACUAUCGGCCGGAAGACGAUGACAGCAUGGGAACCAGCAAAGAGACGAGCCCCCUUUGCCUGGGGCACUUCAUCUCAGACCUCAAGAACUUGGACUUUCCCCUUAACAGGGGCGAGAUUGAGGAGUUCCCAGUCAACAUGAAGGUCUAUCAGUCCAGCACCCUCCAUUUCCAGUGGAAGGAUUCACAGGAAGCCCAGACAGGCGGUGGUUUAGGAGCUGGAGCGCCAAUUGCUGCGGCAAUGGGGUUGGUGAUAAAAGCGAGCGCCCAGGCUCUUUUCCGUCACGAGGUCGAGCACUGGGAGGAGUACGACCAGCUCGACACCUAUAUCGUCCAACCUGACAGGAUCUAUGUGUCUGAGUGCCUCGAAGGUAAUAAGCUGGCAAACUAUAUCAAGGACAAAAAAUCAUGGUCCAUGUUCAUGGUCACCGGUGUCAAAGUGGCCCGCAAGGGCAAAAUGACUACAUCCAAGUCGAGGCAUUCUGAGGCAAGUGGUGAGCUUGAAGGAGAUGUCCCGACAGUUGCCUCGGCCAAGGGUAAUAUCACGGUAGCCCGUGGAAAGUCGGAGCAGUUUGGAGGCUCGGUGAUUUCGGACUUCAUCUGGGCAGUACGCCUUGCCAAAAUCUCCAAGGGCAUACUGAUGAAGGAUUGGUCACUGGCGCCGUAUACUAAGCGAGCGACGAUGGACACGGGCGACGAGGAACAGGUCGAUCUCGUCGGCACCGUAGCUGCUGAGGGUUUAGGGAGUUUCCGAGUCAUCGAGGACGCCGAGUUGGAUGAAGCCUUCGUGCUGGACGAUGAGCCGCUUCCGCCAGAAGAGGAAAGGGAGACUGAGUAG